This is a messenger RNA of Syngnathus typhle (broad-nosed pipefish), 1880 nucleotides long. It is a transcript of the gene tent2, whose product is annotated as terminal nucleotidyltransferase 2. The record is from RefSeq and is a predicted model, not a curated record. The coding region runs from base 53 to 1507 and encodes 484 amino acids. Gene Ontology annotation, cellular component: cytosol. Lineage: Eukaryota; Metazoa; Chordata; Actinopteri; Syngnathiformes; Syngnathidae. The transcript has 15 exons. Gene Ontology annotation, molecular function: poly(A) RNA polymerase activity.
GACGUCACUGCAACGCGAGAUCAAGCGAUCAGGAAGUGGCUCACGGUGAUAAAUGGUAGGUUUUGCAGUGGCUUCGCGAGACAUGUUCCCACGUGAUUCGUCAUCGAGGAGGCGACCAGCCUACAGCCCACGGCCCGCUUGCAUGGAUCCCCACUUUUAUGAGCACAGAGGAGUUGACAAUAUGUGUUUCAAUAGCUAUGAUGGCCCACCACAUGACAGCUUGCCUCCUCAUGAUUGGAGGCCUUGCCCAUUACCUCCCUUUCCACCUUCUCAAACUAGGAGUGACUGGCGCAAGAGAAAACACGAGGACGAUGACUUCCCGCUUGUGAAGCGCCGACGUGGCGACGACUCGUCCCUCCCCCCUUCAGGAAAUACUCACAUUUGGCACGAUCGGCCCUGUUUUGGAUCUGACCAUACAUUGCCGGGCUCCUCAAGAUCAUCCUCAGAUUUUGAUCACCCUCAUUCCCAUGUGCACUGUAACGCUCCCACAGCCCCGUGUGGCUCCAUGAACCUGAACGUCCAUGAUGGCGACAAGCUAAGCUUUCAGGUGGCCAAUCUGUUUGAGAUAUGCCAGCAGCAGCCUUCGGAUUUAUGUCGGAAAGAGACGUGCAGAAGUUUGCUGCAACGAGACAUGCGUGUCUCCACAAUGGGGCAACUGUAUUUGACGGGAUCCACCAUGAGCGGAUUAGCCUGCCGGAGCAGCGAUGCCGAUUUGUGUUACGUCCUCCAUGAAAAUACAAAAACAGAUCCAAUUACAGUGCUCUCUGCCCUCCAAAGGAUUAUGAGGUCAAUGAAUUUAGUCGAGCGGGUACAUCUGAUCAGAGCCAAAGUGCCCAUCCUCAGGUUCCAAGAGAGAGGCAGCAAUCUGACUUUUGACCUGAACGUGAACAACAUAGUGGGGAUCCGAAACACAUUCCUUCUGAAGAGUUAUGCUUACGUUGAGCCCAGGAUACGACCACUCAUCCUUGUUGUCAAGAAGUGGGCACAGCAUCGUCAAAUCAAUGAUGCCAGUCAAGGAACGUUAAGCAGCUACACGUUGGCGCUGAUGGUGCUGCACUACCUUCAGACCCUUCAAACACCAGUGCUUCCUUCACUGCAGAUGGAUUUUCCAGAGUGUUUUGAUCCCUCUUUGGAGAUUGACAUGAUCCCCGAGGGAGCCGAACACAUCCCCCGCUUCAAUUCACGAAACCAAUCGUCUCUGGGAAUGCUGCUUCUGGGCUUUCUCAGAUAUUAUGCGACCGAAUUCAGCUGGAAGAAAACCGUGAUUUCUGUACGAGUUGGCAAAGCGCUGCCCAGGCACAAUCAUCCAAAGUGGAAAGACACACUCCUAUGUGUAGAAGAGCCGUUUGAGAGAAAAAAUGUUGCCCGGGCAGUCAACAAGCAGGCCAAAUUUGAUUACAUUAAAUCUCAGUUUCUUGAGUCCUGGCUAAUGCUACGGAAGGAAAUGGACCUAAACUCCAUUCUUCCUAUGCAAGAGAUCAUUGAUGAGGAAACAUCCUGGAAAUAAAUAAGUUCUUUGAGCUCAGCUUUUCCCAGGGCAUCUCUGGAUCCCCAUUGUUCAAAAUGUCCCGGUCCACUGGAAAGAUUUGCUUAUACUGACUUCAGCAUCCUCUUGUCAAUGUGCCCAAAUGUCUUUCUUUUGUACAAGUUUGUAUGAUUUUUUUAUGUUAAGAAAUUAAAUCUACAGAGCCCACAAGAUGUCAAAGGAGAAAGAAAAAAAGUUGACUUCCCUCAAAAAGAUUUGUAUUCACAAUGAUUCCGAGGGAAUGCAAAUAUUUGGGAAGGAAUCUUUGCGAGCAGGUAUAAUUUUUUUUCGGGGCACAGUUCUGUUUUUUUUGUUUUUUUCUUCCACGUCAUCUCAGGGGCUCCUUAUAAAUCAG